Molecule: messenger RNA, 588 nt
Organism: Schistocerca serialis cubense
Lineage: Eukaryota; Metazoa; Arthropoda; Insecta; Orthoptera; Acrididae
Product: neuropeptide Y receptor type 1-like
Exons: 5
Coding region: 46-588 (180 amino acids)
Biological process (GO): G protein-coupled receptor signaling pathway
Cellular component (GO): membrane
Molecular function (GO): neuropeptide Y receptor activity
Source: RefSeq, a predicted model, not a curated record
UCUUCACCGCCGCCCCGGACACCGCCUCCGGCCGCUGCUGCGGCCAUGAACUGCUCUCUCAGCCUCAACUCUUGCUGGACGCACGAUGUGGUCGCCGCCAACGGAUCAGACUCCAGCCUGUACGAUGUUCCCGGCGGCGUGGUGGCGUUGCUGUCCCUGUGCUACGGCUCCAUCUCGGUGCUGGCCGUGGUGGGAAACUCGCUCGUCAUGUGGAUCGUGGCCACCUCGCGCCGCAUGCAGAACGUCACCAACUGCUUCAUCGCCAACCUUGCGCUCGCUGACAUCGUCAUCGGCUUGUUCGCCAUACCUUUCCAGUUCCAGGCGGCGCUGCUGCAGCGCUGGAACCUGCCGCACUUCAUGUGCGCCUUCUGCCCCUUCGUGCAGGUGCUCAGCGUCAACGUCAGCAUCUUCACGCUCACCGCCAUCGCCAUCGACAGGCACCGCGCCAUCCUCAACCCGCUGAGUGCGCGCCCGUCCAAGCUGAGGGCGAAGCUGUGCAUCGCGGCUAUCUGGUGCGUGUCCGGCGCGCUGGCGGCGCCGAUGGCGGCCGCGCUGCGCGUCGUCGUCGUCACGGAGACCGUCGAGUGA